Molecule: messenger RNA, 1746 nt
Organism: Botrytis porri
Lineage: Eukaryota; Fungi; Ascomycota; Leotiomycetes; Helotiales; Sclerotiniaceae
Exons: 2
Coding region: 1-1746 (581 amino acids)
Biological process (GO): tRNA wobble base 5-methoxycarbonylmethyl-2-thiouridinylation
Cellular component (GO): elongator holoenzyme complex; cytoplasm; nucleus
Molecular function (GO): iron-sulfur cluster binding; acyltransferase activity, transferring groups other than amino-acyl groups
Source: RefSeq, a predicted model, not a curated record
AUGGCCACUAUCGUCGAUACAAUGACAUUGUCGGAUAGGCAAAGAAAGCCAAAGGAUCCUAAUUUACCUCCAGAGAAUGAAAGAUACUUGAGAGCAUGUUCAGAUAUUGCUAGUGCAUUAGUACAGGAUCAUGAAUCUCAACAGGAUCCAAAUGCGCCGAGGAAGGAUAUCAAUUUGAAUAGUUUAAGGGCCAAAAUGUCGAAACGUCACAGGCUCAGUAAUAUUCCACCAUUGACUGCUAUUAUUGCCGCUAUUCCAGAACACUAUAAGAAAUAUAUUCUUCCAAAGUUAAUCGCAAAACCAAUUAGGAGUGCUUCUGGUAUUGCGGUUGUCGCUGUUAUGUGUAAACCACAUCGAUGUCCUCACAUUGCAUACACAGGAAAUAUUUGUGUUUAUUGUCCUGGUGGACCUGAUUCCGAUUUCGAAUAUUCUACACAAUCGUAUACCGGUUAUGAACCUACGUCAAUGAGAGCUAUUCGAGCACGAUAUGAUCCUUUUGAACAAGCCCGAGGAAGAGUAGAUCAAAUUAAAUCUCUAGGUCACAGCGUCGACAAGGUUGAAUACAUUAUCAUGGGUGGUACUUUCAUGUCAUUAUCUGAAAGUUACAGAGAUGGGUUUAUCUCCCAGUUACACAACGCGCUUAGUGGAUAUCAAGGAAAUAAUGUAGAUGAAGCAGUUCAAGCUGGUGAGAUGAGCAACAUCAAAUGUGUCGGUAUCACAAUUGAAACUCGACCGGAUUAUUGUUUACAACCACAUUUAUCUGCUAUGCUAAGAUAUGGUUGCACCCGUCUAGAAAUUGGCGUACAAUCUCUAUACGAAGACGUUGCUCGAGAUACCAACAGAGGUCACACAGUGGCUUCAGUCGCAGAAACAUUUUGUUUAGCAAAGGACGCUGGCUUUAAAGUUGUUAGCCAUAUGAUGCCAGAUUUACCCAAUGUUGGAAUGGAGAGAGAUUUGGAUCAAUUCAGAGAAUAUUUCGAAAAUCCGGCCUUUAGAACCGAUGGUCUCAAAAUUUACCCAACAUUGGUCAUUCGUGGAACUGGUUUAUACGAACUCUGGAGAACUGGCAGAUAUAAGAACUACACACCAAAUGCCCUGAUCGAUAUAGUUGCUCGCAUCCUCGCUCUCGUACCACCAUGGACUCGUAUUUAUCGUGUUCAAAGAGAUAUUCCAAUGCCUUUGGUCACAUCUGGUGUUGAGAAUGGAAAUCUUCGAGAGCUUGCGUUGAGUAGAAUGAAGGACUUUGGUACUACUUGCCGUGAUGUUCGAACUCGUGAAGUUGGUAUCAAUGAGGUUAAGAAUAAGAUUCGUCCUUCUCAGGUCGAACUUGUCCGAAGAGAUUAUACCGCAAAUAAAGGAUGGGAGACAUUCUUAGCAUACGAAGAUCCAAAGCAAGAUAUUCUUAUCGGAUUACUUCGUUUGAGAAAGUGUUCUAAAACACACACUUUUAGACCCGAGCUUACCGGACAACCUACCAGUAUAAUUCGUGAGCUUCACGUUUAUGGCUCAGCUGUUCCAGUGCAUGCUCGUGAUCCAAGAAAGUUUCAACAUCAAGGUUAUGGUACAUUACUCAUGGAAGAAGCUGAGAGGAUUGCCCGAAAUGAGCAUGGAAGUACAAAGAUAAGUGUCAUUAGUGGUGUUGGUACAAGAGAUUAUUAUCGAAGAUUAGGCUAUUGGUUGGAUGGUCCUUACAUGAGUAAGAUGCUACCACCAAAGGAUGACGAGGAUAGUGAUGAUGACUUUUGA